UUAAGUACAUGAAGGAGGUUUCACCAUAUUUCAAGAAUUCUGCUGGUGGGACCUCAGUCAGCUGGGACUCACCUCCUUCCUCACCUCUUCAGCCGCAGCCUUCUUCCCCUGGUCCCCAACCCAGGAACCUCGGUGAGGCUAAACACAUAUCCUUGAAGAUGGCAUACGUUUCAAAGAGGUGCACUCCCACUGACCUGGAGCCCAGGUAUCUGGAGAUCUGUGCAGCAGAUGGCCAGGACGCCCUCUUCUUGAGGGCCAAGGAUGAGGCCAGCGCAAGGUCAUGGGCAGGUGCCAUCCAAGCCCAGAUCAGCACUUUCAUACCUUGGGUCAAGGACGAGUUGCAGGCACUUCUGGCAGCCACAGGCACAGCUGGGAGCCAGGACAUCAAGCAGAUUGGCUGGCUGACAGAACAGCUGCCCAGUGGAGGUAUGGUCCCGACCCUGGCCCUGCUGACCGAGAAGGAGCUGCUCCUCUAUUGCUCUCUCCCCCAGAAUCGAGAAGCCCUGAGCCGGCCAGCCCGUACCGCGCCACUUAUUGCCACCAGGCUGGUACACUCAGGCCCCUCCAAGGGCUUAGUGCCCUAUGAUGCAGAACUCUCCUUUGCCUUGCGCACGGGCACACGUCAUGGUGUGGACACUCACCUGUUUAGUGUGGAGUCACCUCAGGAGCUGGCAGCCUGGACCCGACAGCUGGUGGAUGGUUGUCACCGGGCUGCGGAGGGUGUGCAAGAAGUGUCUACAGCCUGCACAUGGAAUGGCCGUCCCUGCAGCCUCUCUGUGCACAUUGACAAGGGCUUCACACUGUGGGCAGCUGAACCAGGAGCAACCCGUGCUGUGCUGCUCCGACAGCCCUUCGAGAAGCUGCAGAUGUCCUCGGAUGAUGGCUCUAGUCUCCUCUUCUUGGACUUUGGGGGUGCCGAAGGCGAGAUUCAGCUGGACCUUCACUCCUGUCCCAAAACCACGGUCUUCAUCAUUCACUCCUUCCUCUCGGCCAAGGUCACCCGCCUGGGGCUCUUGGCCUAGAAGUUGCCAGAUGCACUAGCCCUGAAGAGGAUGGUUCACCCCAUGGCCUCACCUGUCCCUCUGCUGACUGCCUGCUCACUCACAGGCGAGGGAAGGGAGAGGAGAGGAACAAGGACCUCACAGACCCAGCCCAAGGGAGGCUGGCUAGGUCUUGGAGAGCAGAAUUCAGACCUGGGACACAGUGGGUCUGGCCUGUGAUGGGGUAGCCUUCCUGCUGCCCACCUCCACCAGUGCCUUUUGCAGAGAGAUAUUUUGUGUAUGCAGAAGCCAUUCCUAGCCUGGGACCUGCCCCUGUGGGGAUCCCCAGUCAACAACAGAGCUGCCAGGCCUCCUAGAGGCCCCUAAGCCACCCUGGAGAUCUCCUCUGCAGCUGGAGUCUCCUGGAUUAGUGGCAAGAGAAAGAAGAGGAGUCUUUCUGUUCAUGUUUCCCCUCAGCCCCACAACCAUGGGGUGUCUGGUUUUUCUCUUCAUCCUCUCUCUCCUCCUUCCUCUUGGAUAAUAAAUAGCCUGUGAGCACAUAGGCAGCCUGA
Molecule: messenger RNA, 1552 nt
Organism: Nannospalax galili (Upper Galilee mountains blind mole rat)
Lineage: Eukaryota; Metazoa; Chordata; Mammalia; Rodentia; Spalacidae
Gene: Snta1
Product: syntrophin alpha 1
Cellular component (GO): intracellular anatomical structure; dystrophin-associated glycoprotein complex; neuromuscular junction
Molecular function (GO): protein binding; structural molecule activity
Source: RefSeq, a predicted model, not a curated record